AUCAACUACAAUGUCGUUGCUUUCCAGCUCCUCCCUUUACAUUAUAUACACACAUUUCUAUCAAAAACCAAACUCUACCUUGUUCACUUUGUCCAAAGCCACCUGAUCAUCCUAGUUAACUCUCUUUCCUCUCUUAAGGCGGUAUGUCGAUGCCACCGAUGGCGCCCAUGCCGCCCAUGCCGCCGAUGGCUCCCAUGCCACCGAUGCCGCCGAUGGCACCGAUGGCACCGAUGCAGAUGACUCCACCUUCGGGCGACCUGAGCAACACAUCCAUGAUCAUGAACAACAACCUCCACUGGGGCAUCGACGCCACUAUACUCUUCUCCGGCUGGCCAGGCCACCACCACCCCGGCAUGUACGUCUUAUCUCUCGUCUUCCUCUUCCUCCUCGCCAUCGCCAUCGAGGUUCUUUCAGUGGGGCCUACUCUGAAGCCAGCCGCCACUCCUCUAGUCUCCGGCGUCACUCAGACGGGUAUAUAUGCCCUGCGCACGGUUUUGGCAUACUUGGUCAUGUUAUCUGUCAUGUCCUUCAAUAUUGGAAUCCUCAUAGCCGUGGUGGCUGGCCACGCCCUAGGUUUCUUUGUCGUCAAGGUUCGUGCGCUUAACCACAUCGCCGGCCAAGGCCAAGUCGACUCGAACGAUCCGCUCAAAGUAUGAUCGACAAUGAAUCAGUGUGUCUUCUUCUUAAUAACGGCGUUGUGGUUUGUUUGUUAUCUUUUGUAUCAUAUUGCUCUUGACUCGCCUGGUUUUAAUUGGUUUGUUUAAGCUUUGUUCUGUGCGACCUUUCUUUCGUCGUUGUUUCUAUAGCCUUUUCUAUUAAAUUGUGCGUGCUUGUUGUG
Fragaria vesca subsp. vesca is the source of this 838-nucleotide messenger RNA. Its product is annotated as copper transporter 6-like. Gene Ontology annotation, molecular function: copper ion transmembrane transporter activity. Gene Ontology annotation, cellular component: plasma membrane. NCBI's taxonomy places the organism in Eukaryota, Viridiplantae, Streptophyta, Magnoliopsida, Rosales, Rosaceae. The record is from RefSeq and is a predicted model, not a curated record. Bases 144 to 656 code for a protein of 170 amino acids. Gene Ontology annotation, biological process: copper ion transmembrane transport; intracellular copper ion homeostasis. The transcript has a single exon.